Messenger RNA from Thlaspi arvense, 1217 nucleotides. The record is from the annotation of a GenBank genome assembly. NCBI's taxonomy places the organism in Eukaryota, Viridiplantae, Streptophyta, Magnoliopsida, Brassicales, Brassicaceae.
GUCGUUUCGUGCUUCUUCUUAGACGGACGAAUUAGUUGAAGACAGGUCUCCUCUUCGUUCGGACAUUGAAAAAGUUGCGUACUUUGAUUAUUUGAGGUUCCGGGUUCUUCGCACAAUCAGUUUCACUAGAUUUGGGUGCUGUUUUAUAUUUUUUAUCUGCUAGAUUGAUUUUAAGACAGUGAACGAGGUAAAGAAUGGGGGCACAUACAUCUUUCUGGUUUGAUAAAUGGAAUCAGAUUGGUCGGCUUUUCGAGCAUACCGGAACACAGGGGAUAGACAAGCAAUUGCGUAACCGUUUCACAACAAUGCGUAACAUUUCAAUAUUUUUUUUAAAAAGAUUUGAGUUUAAAAAUGUAAAGGAAAUCGAAGUUUUUUGUUUAUGCCCAUUUGUGUCUAGAUUUAAAUUGUGGAAUUGUUCGCGUUUAAUUACGUCAUAUGUGAUUUCUGAUGGGUGUUUUUGGAUUCUGGCUUAACAACUAUUUACUAUUGCGUGUGAGAAACACUCCACUUCAUCUUCUUGAAAGGUUUUAGAUUUGUAUCGUUUUACUGUUGAUGUUGAAUUUUUUAGCCUCUGCAUCGACAUAGUCGUUACUCAUCAGUGCUCUCUUCUCAACCUCACUGAUGAUUAAUGUAUGUUCUCUUAUCUACUUUCAAUCCGAUUGCUAAAUCAGAGUAUAAGGUCUAUGAUUAUGUUGGUGGAGACUGCUGCUUACACUCAAACACAAGAGAGCGUUAACAAACUCUCCGAGAAGUGCAAAGAUUUCAAAGUAGCAAAAGCUGAGAGUCUCAAUAUCAUCAAUCUCAGGCCAUCAUCUACUGUAGAAUUGAUGCCGGUUUGUGGUUUCUCUCCGCUGUUCUAUCUUCUAGUAAUUAAUCUGCUUCACUUGUGGUGCUAUGAUGCUUUCUCCUUUGACUUUACUUCUUCCAUGACAACAUUGAAUACUCUUGCUUUGUCAGAUGUGAUGAAUAUAUGGUUGACCAAUAAGAUUGAUGAGGCCAAAGACUUGUCGUGUAGCAACUUCAUCCUAGAAGUGGACUUUGAUGAGGAGAAUAAAGUGCCAGUGUGUUGUGAUGAAUUUAAGACCAGAGCCUACAUUGUUGGGAAGGAUAUGUAUAAACAAGUUUAUAAAGAUACUACAAAGGGAUCUUUUCUCAACUGGCCACUUCCAAGUUUGGUUCACAUUCAGAGAGAUACAAAAGAAAAGGAGGUUAGUUGA